Portunus trituberculatus (swimming crab) is the source of this 1920-nucleotide messenger RNA. RefSeq lists its product as uncharacterized. Lineage: Eukaryota; Metazoa; Arthropoda; Malacostraca; Decapoda; Portunidae. The transcript is spliced from 4 exons. The record is from RefSeq and is a predicted model, not a curated record. The coding region runs from base 355 to 726 and encodes 123 amino acids.
GAGUGAGGCAUCAAAGGGGAAAGUUGUGCGUCUCGCUGCUCCGUUCACCUGUACCACGUGGAUAUAAACACAGAAUAAGUAUUAGGCAUUCCUUGAUCUCAUAGGAAGUCAGUGUUGCUCAAGACAUCAGGGAGGAAGGUGACGUCUCCUCGCUUCUCGGAACAGGUUUUGCGGAGCGUGAGUGUUGCGGAAGAAGACAGCAAGCAAGGAAGACUUAGAGGUGGUGCUAAAUUGAGAACGCGAAGCAGUGAGGCGGAGGAGCGAGACAAAACAACACAUCCAAGACCACCUCAGGGUACCCUCCACGCCCUUAGGCCCCUCCGCGGCCCUCCACGGCCCUCCACAGCCACACAGAUGCGGUACAAGGGUCUCUUCAGCCCACAAGCGGCGCCCACCACUCGUGCCUACUGCCUGCUCAUCAGCUUUCUAAUAGGCACACUUAUGCUCACCGCUGGCUCAGUUUUCUAUCACGUGAUCCUAAGCAAGCCAAUGAGCGGAGCACACCCCAUGCACACGCCGCCGCUCGCCCUCGCCCUCUCGCUUAUUGUUGGCGGGGUGGUCAUGUUACUCACCUGCCUCCUCAUCGCCUGGAAGUAUGGCUUUGACGACGGAGACGAUGCGAUAGAGGACGACCUUUACGUGUUAGCAGCUGAGGAUGUGUUGGCACAGAGACACGCAGCGGCGAGAGCGAGGACAGCUGAUCCUUCUCCUGCACCUCCUGUAUGAAGCCAAGCCCUGUCACCCUUACCAAGCCCCCUACAAGCUCCCUACAAGUUCCCUACAAGCCAUUCUACUGUCUAAUCGCUAAGUCUACAUCUGCUACUCGCCUCUACCCAGUCAUCAGUAGAUGUGGUAGUAGUAGUAGUAGUAGUAGUGGUAGUGGUGAGUCUUCCAUGCAGGUUUAUUCACACGUGCUGUACAUGCAUACAUAGUUACGAGGCAUUUCCUGGCAUAGCGUUUGGCAUACUUUUUACACCACUGAGAAUGAGAGAGAGAGAGAGAGAGAGAGAGAGAGAGAGAGAGAGAGAGAGAGAGAGAGAGAGAGAGAGAGAGAGAGAUAUGAAAGAUGUUACCUCCUUCCCUUCUUCCCUCCCUCCCUCACUACACAGAAGCAAAGAUAGAACUUCAAAAGAGGUGAUUGAAGCGAGUCACUGAAGGAGAGAGAGAGAGGGAGAGGGAGAAGGGAGGGGAGACUAGGAAAGAAAGAGAAAACGGGAAAAGCCCUCUUACAAGUGUACCUUUGAAGUUCCCUAACAAAUAAGCACCGCUAUACACUACAACGGUACUAAACUGUGUGGUGGCUUUGAUUAACCCCUUCAGUACUGGGACCCAUUGAAUUUUGGGUACGUUUGGACCAUUUUAUUGACAUUAGAAAGGGUCUGUGGAGGUCAGAAGAUUAAUGGCCACAGUCUCCACUAUUUCAAUCCCCACACAAAUUUCUGAAGCUGUACAAAAUCACGAGACUCAUUUUUAUCUUGAGUUUUGGGUAUGAUUAGACCAUUUUAUUGACAUUAGAAAGGGUCUGUGGAGGUCAGAAGAUUCAUGGCCACAGUCUUCACUAUUUCAAUCCCCACAUAAGUUUCUGGAGCUGAAUAAAAUCCCCAAAUAGUAAACAGAAUGAAUAUGGAAACACGUCAUGGUACUGAAUGGGUUAACCUCAAAUUUACCUGUUUCUUUAAUUUUGUUUCUAUUUAGUUCCUUUUUAUUUCAUUUUUUAGCCUAAGGUUGUGUUUGUGGGUGUAAUAUUAAGUUGACUGUUAUUGUGUUGGGUUUUUGAGUUGCAAUUGUAAUGCUAGUAGUAAUAAUUGUAGUAGUAGUAGUAAUUGAUAGUAGUAGCAGUAAUUGUAGUUGUAGUGGCAGGACUUGCGUAGCUUUAAUUAGUAGUAUUAUAAGAUGAUAAAGUGGGAAAAGUGUCUCAAU